Molecule: messenger RNA, 1651 nt
Organism: Gastrolobium bilobum
Lineage: Eukaryota; Viridiplantae; Streptophyta; Magnoliopsida; Fabales; Fabaceae
Product: AT-hook motif nuclear-localized protein 1
Molecular function (GO): minor groove of adenine-thymine-rich DNA binding
Source: RefSeq, a predicted model, not a curated record
ACAAGGAAAACAAAGGAUUCAUUUUAUCUGGCCAUUUGGUUUCCUUGCAAAACUCAAAAAAUAAAAAUAUCACAUAGCAGCAGCACAAAAUUCGCUCUUUCCUUCCACAAAAAACUUUCCCUCUAUUUUCUCAUGACUCUAAUAUUUUUUUAUUCUACAAAAUUUUAGAUCGCAUUAUACAUAAUUUUAUUUUUAGUUUCAUCUUACACUGCGGAUUAAUUUUAAUUACGAAAUUUAUGUAAAUCAAUGGUCCAAAGUGAAAGACUUUCUUCUUACCCUGUUGAUGUGUGAGUUGGUUUAUAUACGAUUUUAUGAGGGUUUAACUAUGGAGGUUAUUAGUGGUAGUGGGGUUACGGCGGUGGGACCGGAUGCUCCAUCGGAAUACCAUGCAGCUCCGAGGACUGAUAAACCAGCUUCGGCUGGUGGAUCGGCCACCACAUCGGUUGCUCAAGGGGGUGCUCCGCCACCGCAUCCGGCGGGAACAAUGAUGGCGGCAAAGAAGAAGAGGGGUCGACCUAGAAAGUAUGGAUCAGACGCGUCGGUGACCAUGGCGCUGUCUCCCAAGCCAAUAUCUUCUUCAGCUCCACUGCCGUCGGUGAUCGAUUUCUCGGCGGAGAAACUCGGAAAAGUGCGGCCAGCUAGCUCUGUCAGCAAUGCCAAUUUUGAGUCGGAGAAUUUAGGCGAAUGGGUUGCGUGCUCGGUCGGUGCUAAUUUUACACCCCAUAUCAUCACUGUUAAUUCCGGCGAGGAUGUUACUAUGAAGAUAAUAUCAUUUUCUCAGCAAGGACCGCAAACUAUAUGCAUUCUUUCUGCAAAUGGUGUCAUAUCAAGUGUCACCCUUCGUCAGCCUGAAUCUUCUGGAGGCACGUUGACAUAUGAGGGACGGUUUGAAAUUCUAUCUUUAUCUGGUUCAUUCAUGCCAAAUGAAAGUGGUGGAACACGGACCAGAUCUGGUGGCAUGAGUGUUUCUUUAGCAAGUCCAGAUGGACGUGUUGUAGGAGGUGGAGUAGCUGGUCUAUUGGUGGCUGCAAGUCCUGUGCAGGUAGUGGUAGGCAGUUUUCUGGCAGGUAACCAACAUGAACAGAAGAAAAAAAAACCCAAACAUGAGGUAAUAUCAAUAGCAACACCUAACACAACACCAACUGUAGCUGAUCCAAUACCUAAUCUCUCAUCUUCUUCUUCCUUCCGCGUAGAUAAUCUGUCUGCGCAAGCAGUGGCAGCGGAUGUCAGGAAUAACCCAACUGACAUUAAUGUGUCACUUCCUGGAGGUAAAUUCAUAGGGCUUCACUCUCCAAAAAUUUUUUUGUAAGGCUUCAUCACAUUUGGAUACAUAUUUGGUAGACCAUGUUGUAAUGGGAUUCCUAAUUGUUGGGUCUUUUUCCCUUGUUCGUUGUCUUGUAAGCUUAUAGACAGUGUCCUGGAACCAACAUGUUUUCAGAGCUUUUAUUUUUACUGGGUUCCUAUCCAUUUAGAAUUGAGGUAUAGCUAAUUGGACAUGCUUCCGAUGCCCAUGUUGUGUCAUGUAAGAUGUUUUGAUGUAAUUGUUUUUCCCGAAAAGUCCACCUUUAUUCUGAGUGAGAUUGUGAAAUCCUCGGGGCCGUUUGAAUACUGCUUUUAAAAAUAGUUUUUUGAUUUAAAAAAAAAAAUACUU